Molecule: messenger RNA, 2164 nt
Organism: Nematolebias whitei (Rio pearlfish)
Lineage: Eukaryota; Metazoa; Chordata; Actinopteri; Cyprinodontiformes; Rivulidae
Gene: trmt2a
Product: tRNA methyltransferase 2 homolog A
Exons: 12
Coding region: 125-1954 (609 amino acids)
Biological process (GO): RNA processing
Molecular function (GO): RNA binding; RNA methyltransferase activity
Source: RefSeq, a predicted model, not a curated record
AUAAAUAAAAGGACUACUGCCCCUUUAAGAGAGUUCAGAGUUCACGCUGCACGUGUUCAAAUCAACAUGGCGGCCUCGUGCUUAGUAGUAUCGGAAACGAAACUUGGUGUUUGAAGCCAGCAGAAUGAUGGCAGAAGGUAGCAAUCCAGCAUCUGAUGCAACACCAUCAAAGGAGGAGGAGCCUGAUGAUGUCCCACAAAACUUUAAAAACGACACUCCUGAAGCUGAUGCUCAAGCUGCACGCGACAGUGAGGCAGCUCCUGACCCCUGCAAGUACCGCUACAUAAAGGACGACCUCUUCACUUCUGAAAUCUUCAAGGUGGAGAUCAGGAAUCUGCCCAAGUUCACCGGUUUCAAUGACCUAAAGAAGUUCCUGGCCAAACAUGGGCUCAAUCCACAUAAAAUCAAGCUUUUUGGCAGGCAGACGUUUGCUUUUGUCACCUUUAAGAAUGAGGAGGAGCGCGACAAAGCCAUGAAGAUGGUUCACGGCAUGCAGUGGAAGGGUCAGGUGCUCAGCGUCAAGCUGGCCAAACCGAAAGCAGACCCCAUCUUGAAGAAGAGGAAGCAGGAGGAGGGCGAGGGUGUGUCAGGGCAGCCCGUUUCUAAAAGAACUGAAGGCGGUGAGGAGGAGGACGAGGAGCCACUCAGUGUUCAGAUCGCCAAUGUGGUGACUCCUCUGUGGAAUGUGCCUUACGAGGAGCAGCUGAGGAGGAAGGAGCAGGAGGUGGUGGGGAUUCUGCAGAGGUUGGCCAAUGAGAUUGGCAGCACCAACAAAGCCAUGUUACCAUGGUUAUUUGCACAGAAAGGAAAAUUCAACAAAAUGUGUUGUCCUCUUGAAGCCAUUCGACCAUCUCCCACACAGACAGAGUACAGAAACAAGUGCGAGUUCCUCAUCUCAGUUGGGGCAGAUGGCGAGGAUAAGACCAUUGGUUUUCGUUUGGGGAAGUAUAAAGGAGGCUCCUGUGCUGUGGUGGGACCAGCAGAGACCUGCCAUGUUUCAGCAGAGGCCAAAAGGGUGGUCAGCGAAUUUCAGAACUUUAUUAGGACAACUCCAUACUCUGUGUACAGUCCUGAGACAUACGAAGGUCACUGGAAGCAGCUGACUGUGCGCACCACAAGGACCAAACAAGCUAUGGUGAUUGUUUUCUUCAACCCGCAGAAACUUGAGGAAGACGAGCUCAAUGCUCUGAAGAGCUCUAUGAAGAAGUACUUCACUGAAGGAAAGGGCAGUGAGAGCGCUGCGACCUCUUUAUACUUUGUUCGAGACGGUCAGAGAAAAUCUCCCAACCCGGAGGACCUGCCCUGUGAGCUCAUAGCUGGGGAGAGCUGCAUUCAUGAGGAGCUGCUCGGUCUGAAGUUCAGGAUUUCUCCUCACUCCUUCUUCCAGGUGAAUACAGGAGCUGCAGAGGUGCUGUACUCGGCUGUGGGGGAGUGGGCCCAGCUCGAUCAGGACAGCACAGUGCUGGACGUGUGCUGUGGGACUGGAACCAUUGGCAUCUCCCUCGCUAAAAGAGUAAAAAAGGUGAUUGGGAUCGAGUUGUGCCAGGAAGCAGUGGAAGACGCCAGAGUUAAUGCAAAGCUCAACGGUCUCAGUAAUGUUGAGUUUCACUGUGGAAAAGCAGAGGAUGUGUUUCCUAACAUCCUCAAUGCUGUCGUUUCACCCAACGUCACCGCCAUCGUAGAUCCACCCAGAGCAGGCCUACAUUCCAAAGUGAUCCUCGCCAUCAGGAGAGCAGAACAUCUGAAGAGGCUCGUUUACGUUGCGUGCAACGCCAAGGCAGCCAUGGCCAACUUCAUUGACCUGUGCAGAGCUCCUUCCAACAGAGUUCACGGAGCUCCGUUCCGUCCGGUGCGAGCGCUGGCCGUGGAUUUAUUUCCUCAGACGAUGCACGUUGAAAUGCUCCUGCUGCUCGAGAGAGUGGACUACGACUCCCAGCAGCAGCAGACUCCCUGAUCAGGAACAGACUCUAAACAGUUAAUGGCUUUUCAUCCUUUAAAUUUAUACUCACUUGUUACUGCUAUAGAAAAACAAGUUUCUUGGAACCUUUUUGUUUACAGAAAUUAAAUAGUUGAAGUUAAAAGUAACUUCCAAGUGUUCUGGCUUAGAUUAAUCACUUUAUUUGAAAGCAUUUUGAUUUAAGGACAACUUAAACCUGUUCAGUCA